Moneuplotes crassus is the source of this 1411-nucleotide messenger RNA. The record is from the annotation of a GenBank genome assembly. NCBI's taxonomy places the organism in Eukaryota, Ciliophora, Spirotrichea, Euplotida, Euplotidae.
GUAAUUUCUUAUUAUGAGUCUUAUGGAUCUAACUGAGAAUAUUAGAAAAUUUGCCUGCCUCCUUGCAGAACUUAACAAGGAGGGGCUAGACACUAAACUGAUCGAACUUGGACAGGGCCUCAUUCCCAAAUUGGGCGAUGAUGAGAUUCUCUCACUGGAGGAUGACUUAUUAAAGGUUAAAACUUUAUUCAAAAAUUACCAGGAAGAGAACCCUGCAUGCCAUAAAGAGCAUCAAAUUCAGCUAAAAGAAAAGCCUGUAGUCAAAGCUUAUGUGGAUGGAUGCUAUGACUUGAUUCAUGCUGGUCAUUACAAUGCCUUCAGACAAUCUAGGAAGCUUGCAGACGUUCUAGUUUGCGGAGUAAAUUCAGACUUGGAAGUAUCCAGCGUCAAAGGACCAACAGUGUUUAACAACGAGGAGAGGUGUGCGAUCGUAGGCGCCUGCAAAUGGGUCGAUGAAGUUGCCCCUGAUACAGAGUACACACCAACUGUUGAAACACUCAACAGAUACAAUUGUGAUUUUUAUGUUCAUGGUGAUGACGUUGCUCUAAAUUCAGAUGGAAUUGACAGUAGUCAUGAGUUAAAAGCCGUAGGACGUUUCAAGAUGUUUAAGAGAACCAGAGGGGUAUCUACCACAGAUAUUGCAUCUAAGUUGCUAACUAUUGAUGCAAAGAUGCGUGACAGAAAAGAAUUGGAAAUAGUGGAAGAGGAAAAGACCAAUUUGGAGCCAAUCAACUUUUGUAACCAACCAAAUUUACCCUCUGUAUUGGGGUCUUUUAAUGCUAAUCCAAACUUUUUGGCAUCAGCAAAGCGUAUUGCAAAUUUUGCUAGCGUAAAAGAGCCCCUUGAGUCUGACAAGAUCGUCUAUGUUGACGGGAGCUGGGACAUUUGCCAUCCCGGACAUAUUGAACUUCUUAUUAAGGCUAAAGAACUUGGUGACUAUCUGAUUGUCGGAAUCCAUGAGGAUCAAUGUGUCAACCAAUAUUUGGGUAACUCUUAUCCUUUAAAUACUCUUCAUGAAAGAGUUUUGAAUAUUCUUGCUUGAAGAUACGUCGAUGACGUUAUUAUUGGCGCUCCUUUCAAGAUUACCGAAAGGUUAUUAAGAGAUCUUAAUGUAUCAGUAGUGGUGAAGAGCCUCGAUUUUAUUCAAGGAGGGAUGCUAAGCUGAGCAUUGGAUUUAAAGCCAUACGAAGUUCCCUACACCAAGGACAUCAUCUCAGAAGUUGAGAUAGAGUCAACUCUAACUCUCCAAGAAAUUGCCAGAAGAGUCGGAUCAAAUAGAGAGGCAAUUGCUCAAAAGGUGCUAAAAUCGGCAGUCAAACAAGAAGCUUUUGAGGAAAAUGCAAAGUAUAUCUCUGAAAUUAGAUAAUUCAUAAUAGGCUUAGGACCAAUAUUUAAAUAUUCCCACCCUUCA